Messenger RNA from Drosophila ficusphila, 3290 nucleotides. Its product is annotated as scavenger receptor class B member 1. The record is from RefSeq and is a predicted model, not a curated record. Gene Ontology annotation, molecular function: scavenger receptor activity. NCBI's taxonomy places the organism in Eukaryota, Metazoa, Arthropoda, Insecta, Diptera, Drosophilidae. The transcript is spliced from 7 exons. Bases 1316 to 3103 code for a protein of 595 amino acids. Gene Ontology annotation, cellular component: cytoplasm; membrane.
UGCCGGCGCAGCCAGCUCGCACUGAUUCCGUCCGAUUCCGACGUCGUAGUAAUAACUUGUUUUGCGGCCAGUACGCACCGUCGUCCAGUCCAGUCCAGCGCAGAACCAGUGCCAGUGUCAGUGGAAGUGCCAGUGCCAGUGCCAGUUCCAGUUCCAGCCCGCUCUCUAAUCCCGCGAAGAUCGGCGCGAAACGGGCGAAAUCUAAUCGGCUCGGUAGGGUUGCCCUGCAGGCAGAUAAUGCGUGGGCAGUUGCGAGCAUGUAGCUAAUCGCGGCAACCCAGCAACAUCAACCGGUGGCAGUGGGCCACACUCACACUUCGACUCCAGAUAAACAAAUUCCGCAAGGCAGUCCGUCUCCGUCUUUAAUUGCUGCUGUUCGCUGCUCGCUUGGAGUGGCCUGGGAAGCUAGGAAACUAGGCACUCCAGAUACGGAGCCGCUCAGCUGGGCAGGAAAGUGCAGCUCGGGCGGAAAACCAGCUCGAGCGCAAGCUCCAGCAGCAGCUAUAGCUCUACCUUUAGCUAAAGCCACAACAACAACAACGGGAGGCAGCGACAACAACGACUUCAUCCAGCUGCAGCUACGUAGAUCGAGACAAGAGCCAGUGCGAUCGGGUCCACAAAAGAGACGGCUACAAAACAAAGAAGCAGGCGAACAAAGAACACAAGGCACAGAAAGAACGGAGCAGAGAGACACAGAUACAGCAGCGCCAGAUGCCCCAUGCAGAUGCAGAUAGAGAUACAGAUACAAAGCGGGUCGGUCGCAACAUAGAUACAGAGCAUAGGUAGUGCCCGUCGCAGGAGCAUCGAUCGUAGGGGAGCGGGUCGGGAGGCCCCGAAGAGAACCACCAAUAAAGUGAAGCGCAGGCAGCGUAAACACGACGAAAUUGUUAAUUAAGACGCCAAAUGUUUGGCAGUCGUCGAAAGUGCAAAGCGGGGAGCCGAGUAAACAGCGCGCGAGAGAGAGAGCGACAGAUAAGCGUGUGGGUGCAGUUGGUCUCUGGGAGAGCGGUUCCGUUUCCACCGUAGCGCGCACGCCUGCGUUGCCCCCCUGAAAAUCAGCUGGUGCCGCGGAGCUCAUUUCAAGUGCACGCUGGUCGCGAGAUCGCGCUCUCCUCCGCCUCUCCGUCACGUCGCGAGCUCUCUCUUCCGCCAAUCCCCUGGUAACCCCACAUCACGUUAUCAGUCAGCGCCACUUGCUGUAACUGACGAAACCCUCGGAAAGACGUCUUCAGCUGAAGCGAUCGAAGGCCCUCCAAGGUUACAACAUAUUUUCAGCCACCCACGACAGAUUGUCAACCCCCCACAGCCACAGGACAUGUCCCGCGUCGCAGAACCUGAGGUAGCCUCGCCUCAUAGGCAGGAGUCCGAUCGGCCGGUGCCCCCACACAUAACAAAGUCCCUCACACUGAACUCCACUCGGAGCGGAGUGGGCACGGGAAACUUCGGAGGCUACGUCAUGUCGACCGGACCCGAGAAGCCCACUGUGCUGCAGAUGAUACUGGAGGCCUUGGGGCUGCGCAAUCAGGCGCAAAACCGCGAGCCAACGUCCAAGGAUAUCGCCACACUGAUAAUGCUUGGCGUAAUGUUCUUGCUCUUUGUAAUCGGCGUGACCGGAUUCUUCGUAAUGUGGUUCACGGAGUACUAUAACAACACCAUGCUGGAGCAAUUGGUUCUCGCCGAAAACUCGGAUACCGCCAAAAGUUGGUUGAAUCCCGACCCCAAGUACGAUACGUUACUGAAGGCGCACAUCUUCCACUAUCCCAACAUCGAUGAGUACUUGGCUGGGCGGGCCGAGAAAAUAAAGGUCGUGGAUGUGGGGCCGAUCACCUACCAGGAACACACCAUCAAAGACGAAGUGUCCUUCAACAAGAACUUUACGGUUAGCUUCCGGGACCGCAAGUCCUACAAGUUCCUGCCAGAGAAGUCGUCCGUUGGGGAGCACGAAGUACUCAGGGUGCCCAAUGUGCCCCUGAUUUCUGCCGCAGGACCAGUCAAGCGCAUGAAGCCAUUCGAUCGCCUGGUUGCCUUUGGUUUUAUCUCCCAGUUCAAGGAGCCGCUCUUCAAAAACCUCACAGUCUCCGACUACCUGUGGGGCUAUGAAGACAGCAUUAUCAAGUUGAAGUCCCUGGGCAGAGGCAGGCGGCGAUUUGGCCUCCUACAGACGCGGAACGGCACCAGCGUGGAUUCGGUGCAGCUCAACACGGGAGAGGACGACAUAACCAAGUUUAGCAUCAUUACCCAGUUCAAUGGGAUGCCCCAGCUGGACUACUGGGAGGGGGAGGAGUGCAACCGCAUCGACGGCUCCGAGCCGUCAAUGUUCUCACCGCAUUUGCUGCAGGAUCGCAGUACGGUGAACGUGUUCCUCCAGGUGCUGUGCCGCAAGGUGCCGCUGCAUUUCGAAAAGGAGGUCACCAUCUACAACGACAUCGAUGUGCUGCGCUACCGGACACCGAUGGACGUGUUCGCCCAUCCCUCCGAAAACCCAGCGAACAGCUGCUACUGCCAGAACACGGAGCUCUGCCUGCCCAGUGGAGUGAUCAACGCCACCAAGUGCUACGGCGACGCGCCAAUCUUUCCCUCAUUCCCGCACUUCUUCACGGGCGACCCGGUGCUUAACGAGGAGUUCGAUGGCAUCAAGCCAGACGCAGACCUCCACCAGACCUAUGCCGACAUCCAUCCUCGAUUCGGCUUUCCUAUUAGCGGAGCUUCCCGUGUCCAGAUCAACAUCAUGUUGGACAAGACGCCAAUCCUGCGAAAUCAGGGCGAACGGCUGAAGAACGCCACCAUUCUCCCGCUGAUGUGGAUUGAGAUCACCUCGGGAGACUUCUCGGAGCAGGUCCUCCAAACGCUGUACAUAAGCACCUUUGGUCUGAAUGCCAUUCAGGAGUGCCUCAAGUACGGCACCCUGCUCGUAUCGGUCACAUCGUUCAGCCUGAUCGUGGCCGGGGUGUACUACCUGAACAGCAGGCGGGAGGAGCAGCUCCAGGAGAACAAGUCCUCCGCAGAGCUGGAGGCCUUGAACGGCGAAAUCGUGGUGGUGCACCACAUCGACAUGCCUGUGCCGUUGCCUGUGCAAGAGGGGAGCAGCCAUCGAGCAACGUAGGUCGUAGGAUCGAAUAGUGCCAUUAGAUUAGUGCAGGGCGGGUAGGGGGAACUUCAGUGAGAUUUUCGAAUUUGUCAGUGCUUAUCUUAGGAUAGUUAUUAAACAAAGAGUCGCCAGUUACCUUUAGUCUGUAGUCAUUCUAUGUACAUAUGUAAAAAUUGAAUAAACUUUUUAUCGACCUUUAAAA